AUGCGAAGUCAUAGUCCGCCAUUGGAGACAGAAAAUGGUGAAGUUGCAGAAAAGGGCAUGGAUAACGAAGGGAGGUAUGGAAUCGAAGUUCGUCGAUUCAAUAUUCCUGUGAAGAUCUGUCCUAAAAAUACAAGGCUCAAGAAAUUGCAAUCUAGCAGAAACACCGAGUCAAAAGGUUAUCCAUGUUUGAUUGAGGGAUGCACGUCAAUUUUGAAGACACGCACCGCUCUACGGAAGCACGCGAAAGUCCACGCAGUGCGAAACAUCUCUUGCGAGCGCUGCGGAAAAUCUUUCGUAGAGCGAACGAAGCUCAACCGGCACAUGCUGACACAUACAGGCGAAAGGUCUUUCCGGGUAUGA
Ostertagia ostertagi is the source of this 360-nucleotide messenger RNA. The record is from the annotation of a GenBank genome assembly. Lineage: Eukaryota; Metazoa; Nematoda; Chromadorea; Rhabditida; Trichostrongylidae.